GAUUCAUCCAAUAUAUUUGGAGUGGAUUCAACCAAUAUAUUUGGGGCGGAUUCAUCUAGCAUUUUUGGGGCAGAUUCAACUAAUGUACUUGGAGAGAAUCCAACCAAUAUGUUUGGAACAGAUUCCACCAAUAUAUAUGGAGUAGAUACAAAUAUAUAUAGGGAUUCGUCAAAUGUUCUUAAAGAAUCGAAAGUAGCAAAUUCUGACGAUCCACAAACAAAUUAUUUUGUCGAUAGUGCACCUAACAAAAAGUACAAGAAUGCUUUAGGUAAUGCUAUUGGAAUAGAUAUACUUAAUCAAAGGAUAGUGGAUUUAGAAAAAGAAUUGGCGAACCAGAUCGAAAAAUCCGAGAAAAUUUUGAGAGAUUUUGAUACCGCAAGAUAUGCUGCUCAAAAAUACAAGAAUGAAUUAUACGGGCCUGUUUAUAUUGAUGGCGAUCAAAGAUCAAUCAACAAAUUGUUGAGUCACAUUAGUAAAAAUUGCGGUCCUGAUGUACUCAAAGAAUUUAAAAGAACUUGUGAUGCUCAACCUACAGUAUCUCAAAUUUUCGAGUGGCUUGAAGAUUCAGGUUAUUUGAUUCCUGCUAUUCUUCAGGAUUUUCGUGCCACGGAAACAGUUGUAUGGUUAGAUUUGACAUAUACUUUUGAAGCGAUGAAAAAAGAGGCCUCGAACAAGUUCAUUUCAGAAAAUCGGUUCAAACCAACUGAAAAGCAACUUUUGAACCGACAUAUGCUGAUUUCUGGACAAUUGUUGGGUGUAUUUGCAUUACCUAAUAGUUUCCAUCAACUGACCUCAUUGAAAUUGAGUUCCAUUCCUAUCAGAAACACUGACAUCGUAAAUUUGCGAGGUCUUAAGAAAUUGAAUGAAUUAUUUAUUGAUGACACUGGAAUUGGAAAUGAAGCUAUUGCUCACAUUGUAGCGCUCAAGAGGACUUUACGAAAGAUAGAUCUUACAGGAAACAAUGAAAUUGAUGACGACGCAGCUUAUAAUCUUAUUUACUUAGAAAAUAUUGAAAUAAUUUUUUUGGAUGGUACUUCAAUGUCAAUGGAUGGGAUUCGCAAGUAUGUUAGCAUGACGAAAAGUCCAAGGCUCUCGCAAAUAACUAUUCCUAAGGAAAGUCGCAAUUAUCUCAAUCGACGCAAUGAAAUUUAUUGCAUUGAGCGCAAAUAUGGAAUGAUAGAAGAUCCUUCACGCGUACAACAUCUACCGCUUUCCCAUAUUCGAGCACAAUUAAAAUUCCACUAUGAAGUCAACGACAAAAUCAAUAUCACAGGCUCGUUAGAAGAAUUGGCCAAAACAUUAAAAGAUAUUUUGAAACGUCGUAGAGAUGACGCAAAAGUAAUGUAUUUGGCUGGUGGGCGUGAUAAGUAA
Molecule: messenger RNA, 1371 nt
Organism: Racocetra fulgida
Lineage: Eukaryota; Fungi; Glomeromycota; Glomeromycetes; Diversisporales; Gigasporaceae
Source: the annotation of a GenBank genome assembly